ACUUGUUCCUCCAUGAUUCUCGGGCUCAAACUUGUGAUUUGGUCAUCUUCGAGCCGGACUUGUAUAAUGUUCACAUUCUUGGCAUGUAUCCCCGUCGAUGGUUCAUCGAGAAUGCGUAGCACCAAUCCUUGCAUGGUCUGUUGAAGUUGCUAGGCACGUGCUCUCGUAAUCGGUCCGGUCGGAAUGUGCGAUUCAUCAUCACUGGUUCGAAGUCCUUCCGACCUAAGCUCGUCAGUUUGACCCGGAGUCGUAUCAUUUUCUCUCUGAUGUCUUAGAUUUACAAAUGAAUCAUGGAAACUCUUUGAGUUUGUUGACCUUUUGAAUUAAUGUAUGCAGGUUGGAAGAAAAAGGAGUGUGAAUGGAAAAACAAGGAAGUCGAGUCAGAAAGUAAAAUACAAAAGUUGCAGCAGAAAGUUAGUCAGCUUAAGGAGGCUGCUGCUUGGUCUUGCUCAUGGGAUUUCCAUAGAUCUCACUACAUAUAUGCUGGAUUACAGAAUGGUACCUUGAUGGUGUUUGAUAUGUGCCAAACUGUGAAGCCCGUGGAAUCCUUGAAUGGGCUGUCAUCCAACCCAAUUCAUACAAUACUGUCCUUCUCACAGAAGAAUACUAAUAGACCUAGACCAGUCCUAACUGCAUCUUCAAUUGGCCUGUCUCUGUGGAACGAUGACUGUCGUGAGGAAAGACCUACUUUGGUUCCGGAAAGUGCAGAUGAGGGUGUCUGCAUUUCUCUUGCUUGUUCUCCCAAUGGUGAUGACAUUGUUGCCACCUACCGUCCAAAGAUCGAUAUGUCUACUGAGGUGACACCAACCCAACCUUCAGCUAACUCUUCGCCUAUCUCGGGGCAAGUAACACAAGGUUCUCAUGUCCUUUUCAAAAGAGCAGCGGGAAGCAACUUUCUUCAGAAGUCCGGAUCCAUGUAUGCAAAUGUGAGUGAUAUCCAUCUCCCAAGGUCUGCGAUUGUUGGCUCGGAGAAUCAGAACCGGUUCUUUGCUUUUGGAGACGAAGCAACGAAUGAGGUGACCUUGCAAGGGUUGCCAUCUUUCUCCACUUCUCAGAGGUUUAAAUUAAAGAAACACCCUUUGCGUGAUAUAAAGUACACAGUUGCCAUGAACCGCGGUCUAAUCACUUGUUUAAGUGAUGAUAUCUUGCAAGUCUUCAGCCGUAGACAGGGAUAAUAACGGUACACAUUGCUCUUUUAGUUUUAGGUGAGCAGCUUUGGAUUGAUUAUUUCCAUAUAUUAAUAAAAUUCAUGACUGGAAUCUCAGGAACCAACUUGUUGGUUUUUCUGGAUGGCAAAGCGACUUUGAAAUUGUAGGGGAAGAGCUUUCCUUUGUGCAGAAUCAGAAAAGUGAAGUAGCAUUGUACAGUGAAUCUUCUUUUUUAUCCUCAGUUUCUCCCAGGGCCAAAUCCUCUUGGGAGGCUGUAACUUUAUGUUUAGAGAACUAUCUUCCUUUUGAUUUGUAUGAAUCGCGGCAAGCAACUUUGUGGUAUUCUUCCCUUGGUAUUGGUGGAAAAUACGUGGCUCAAUGUUGAGGAUGAUAUAUUUGUUCA
Molecule: messenger RNA, 1551 nt
Organism: Punica granatum (pomegranate)
Lineage: Eukaryota; Viridiplantae; Streptophyta; Magnoliopsida; Myrtales; Lythraceae
Source: RefSeq, a predicted model, not a curated record